Messenger RNA from Frieseomelitta varia, 1726 nucleotides. It is a transcript of the gene GatA, whose product is annotated as glutamyl-tRNA(Gln) amidotransferase subunit A, mitochondrial. NCBI's taxonomy places the organism in Eukaryota, Metazoa, Arthropoda, Insecta, Hymenoptera, Apidae. The transcript has 3 exons. Gene Ontology annotation, cellular component: mitochondrion; glutamyl-tRNA(Gln) amidotransferase complex. The coding region runs from base 150 to 1709 and encodes 519 amino acids. Gene Ontology annotation, molecular function: glutaminyl-tRNA synthase (glutamine-hydrolyzing) activity. Gene Ontology annotation, biological process: glutaminyl-tRNAGln biosynthesis via transamidation; mitochondrial translation. The record is from RefSeq and is a predicted model, not a curated record.
UCAUUAUUUUUUACGUUAUCCUCGUUUUGAGGUGUUUUAUCUGCUAACGUUUUCUUCGCCAUCUUGAAAACCUCUGAACGUACAGAGAAUCAAGUGAAAAUGGCAGCAGGUUGCCUCUCUGCAUUCAAUGCAAUUUUUGAAAGGAAAAUAUGAAUAAAUUAUUGACUGCAUCGAUAAAAGAAGUAAGUCAAAAGAUAAAUGCUGGCGAUGUGCGGUCUUCUGACAUUACAAAUGCAGCUAUUAAAGUUACAUCGAUUAUUAAACCUUUGAAUGCUUACAUCACUAUUACGAAUGAAACAGCCAAGAAACAUGCCGAAAGUUCUGAUUCACGACAAAAAGAUUGUAGUUUAUUGGGAAAACUUGAUGGAAUUCCCAUUGCGAUUAAAGAUAAUUAUUGCACAAGGAAUCACCCAACAACUUGUGCAUCAAAGAUGUUGUCAAGUUUUAUUCCCACCUAUGAUGCUACUGUAUAUCAGAAUCUAAAAAAUGUUGGAGCAGUGUUAAUUGGUAAAACUAAUCUCGAUGAAUUCGCUAUGGGUUCUGGAACCAUUGACUCAUAUUAUGGGCCAACAAAAAAUUUAUGGAAUUCAGAUGUGUUUAAAAAAUUUUAUUCUUGUAAUAGUCAAGCGAAAGAGCACAUACAACAAAAUACGGAUGCGCAUUCAUGGCAUAUAGCAGGUGGUAGCAGCGGUGGUUCUGCAGUGGCUGUUGCAACUGGAAGUUGUUACGCUGCAAUUGGUUCAGAUACUGGAGGUUCAACUAGAAAUCCAGCAUCUUACUGCGGAUUAGUUGGCUUAAAGCCUACUUAUGGUUUAGUGUCGCGCUAUGGCCUUAUUCCUCUUGUAAAUUCAAUGGAUGUACCUGGUAUUCUUACAAGGAACAUUGAUGAUGCUGUAUUAAUUUUAAAUAAUGUAGCUGGUCCAGAUGGGUUCGAUUCUACUUGUUUCCAAAAAGAAUAUGUACCAUUUGAUAUACCAGAUACGAUAGAUAUUAGUAAUUUUAGAAUUGGAAUACCAAAAGAAUAUAAAGAGAAAAAUUUAAGCCCAGAAGUACAAGAAUGCUGGGAUGAAGUUUCUCAAUAUUUGACAGAAGGUGGAGCAUCACUUUCUACAGUAUCGUUACCACAUACCGACUAUUCUAUAAUGUGCUAUACAGUUUUAAACCGUUGUGACGUUGCUAGCAAUCUUGCUUGUUACGAUGGUAUGGAAUAUGGUUAUAGAUCAGAUGAGUGGAGUUCUGUGCACAAUUUGUAUAGAAAGACAAGGUCUGAAGGUUUUGGUAAAAUAGUCAAAGAACGUAUUCUAGUUGGGAAUUAUUUUUUAUUGGAAGAAAAUUACGAGGAAUAUUAUGUCAAAGCAAUGAAAAUAAGAAGAUUAAUCUCAGAUGAUUUCAAUACAGUAUGGAAUAAUAAUAUUGAUCUUCUACUCACUCCUACCACUUUAACAGGGGCUCCAAAAUACAAUGAUUUCAUUUCAAUGGAUAACCAGGCACAAUGUUCAGUUCAAGAUUAUUGUACCCAAUCUGCUAACAUGGCAGGUAUACCAGCGGUUAAUGUGCCAAUUAAACUAUCCAAAAAUGGCUUGCCAUUAUCCCUACAACUUAUGGGACCUCCUCUCAAAGAGAAGGAACUUCUUACAGUAGCAAAAUGGAUCGAACAGAGAGUACAAUUUCCUAAAAUCGAAUUGAAGGAUCUAUCUCUAUUGGAAUAAAAUAUUUUUGUGUGAAU